UAUUUCAAGUUGCGUAUUCCUAAUGGAGAGGGCAGUGAAGCUUUUACGGAUGCAUUAAAAAAAAAAGUAUAUGAGCAUCCUGCUUACCAAGAUCAAGUCCUAGUUAUGUAUGAUGGUGAUGAUGCAGCCGUUAAUCCCAAAUAUUACCACGGUAAUGCAGAAAAACCCGGGAAAACUGAAAAAUCGUUCUACCCAACUGCCCCCUCAGUUAAAGCAAUUGUAAAACAAUGUCUAAACGAGGCUCGCAAAGUGCAUGGGGAUUUGAUCGACGCUUCGGGCCCCGGAAUAAAAGUGCAAGUUGUGCAGGCAUCCAGGGAUAUCCAACAAAUUCAAAAUUUUCAAAGAUUAGCCCGACAGAAGACCAAAAUCAGCCACGAUGCGCAAUACAACGCAUAUGAAGUUGGAAUAGAUACUAACUUCCUUCAGAAAUUUGUUGUCCAUCCGGAAUUAAAUCUUGCCUGUCUCCACCCUUAUAUGGCAAUCGAAUUUAUAAAACUGCUCAAUCGUGACGAUUUACCAGCUAUCAUUAUCGAGUAUGACACGACGUUCGAUUUGGGGUGUUAUUUUGUUAGUUGGUUAACCUUUCGGUUUACUGAAUUCAUGAAUCUCGAGACCAAUCCCAUGCCAAAUGUUGGCUUGGGAUGCUUAAUUCACUCCCGAAAACUCCAAGAAUCCUAUAAAUGUUUUUGGGAUAUGAUAAAUAAAAAAAUUCCUGGGCUGUCAACAGCUACCAAUGUCCUGAUUUGUACCGACGAAGAAACUGCUAUUGUCAAUGCUAUAGCCAAGGAAUUCUCGUGUUAUUUCGACAAGAAUCUACCCCCAGAUAUGCUAUACAUGGGGAAAUGGAAAUGGUCGCUGGAACGCUAUGACGUUAAAAAUAUACUAUCUACAAGCCGCAUCGAAUCCUUCCAUGGUCAGCUUAAACGCCAUUUUAUAAAAAAACGAGCAUAUGGAGAAGAUGUCAUGCUUUUGGACAGUUUUCACAUUGUGCGACGGCAGCUGACGAGGAGCAACAGAGCCCGUUAUGGAGUGGGAGAGGAUUGGUUACUCCGGCCGCACUUAAGGAGUUCGUAUAAAUUUCACGAAUUGGAGCCUUCGACAUAUAAAAAUUCCGACGAAGAAAACUACAAUUAUAGCGAUAAGGAAGAUGAAUCACAGAUUCUUCCUGAAGACGACUUUAACGAUUUCCUAAAGGAGGAAAUUGAACUGGGUAAUCUAGGAGGCUGGAUUGAUUCCAAUAUUUUGGAUCAUGAAGUUCCAGUGGAACCUACAGCCGAGUCAACCACAAAUUCUCGUGGUUUUAUAACGGGACCAGUUAUUGUGACCGAAGAUCUUAUUAGAAAUGUUCGACUGAUUAUAAAGGUUGCGCCAAAUUCGCUGGAACAGAAGGUUGAGUCGUAUGAAACGGAGAAUAUUUAUUCCAACAAUGAAACUCAUGGUGAGUCUUUGUUUCCCCACAACUUUAGCGACCUUGGGUGUUACUGUUCCAUAGUAUCAACCACAAAUUCCGGUAGUUCAAAGUUCAUCGGAUUCCAUAACUUCUUGUGGCAAGCGUUAGGAAACAAUGGUGAGAGUUGGCGGAUAACAAGCAAAAAAACGCUUCACCGUGAUGAAUACCUUUCCGAGGAAGAAAUUGUGGCAAUUUGUGUCCCACAAGCACGAUUAGGAACGGGCCAUGUAAUGGAAUAUACUGCUGCCAAUGUUUCGUACAAUGCUUGCAUUAUAGAAGAUUCAAGCAACUUAGUGUAUGGUGAUAGAGAUGAAGUUGAAGUAAGCAUUGUUGAAUUAAGAAAACAAGUGGAAAUUGUGACAAAAGAAAAAAAACAGUUGUUGGUGGACAAACAAAAACUAAUAGAGUUAACUGAUCAGUUAGCAGCUUCUGUUAGUGGUCUUAAUGUGGAGCUAUACAACAUGAAGACAGAAAAGGCAGCACAACAAAAAUGUAGCUUCCUUGAAGAAAUUACGACUGACGACAAAAUGACUAUUCUACAAGGAAUUAAAUAG
Molecule: messenger RNA, 2004 nt
Organism: Daphnia magna
Lineage: Eukaryota; Metazoa; Arthropoda; Branchiopoda; Diplostraca; Daphniidae
Source: RefSeq, a predicted model, not a curated record